Molecule: messenger RNA, 252 nt
Organism: Racocetra persica
Lineage: Eukaryota; Fungi; Glomeromycota; Glomeromycetes; Diversisporales; Gigasporaceae
Source: the annotation of a GenBank genome assembly
AUGGUUACAGCCACAGAAUGGCUUUAUAGAAAUCCCUCGUAUAAAGAUAACUUUUAUGCAGACAGAGGGAAACUGUUUUGUCAGUUUUGUCAAAUCACUGUGAAUCAUGAAAAAAAAUCUGUAAUAGAUAAACAUUUGAAAUCAUCUACCCAUGAAUCAAAAAAAAACUCUGCACUUAAGAAACCUCAAAAAACUCCUAUUCAACAUGCAAUUACCACUUUUAAUAAGCCUUAUGAUGAAAAAGAACAAUUU